Topomyia yanbarensis is the source of this 2594-nucleotide messenger RNA. Its product is annotated as protein phosphatase 1H. Gene Ontology annotation, biological process: protein dephosphorylation. The record is from RefSeq and is a predicted model, not a curated record. Lineage: Eukaryota; Metazoa; Arthropoda; Insecta; Diptera; Culicidae. Gene Ontology annotation, molecular function: protein serine/threonine phosphatase activity; cation binding. The transcript has 3 exons. The coding region runs from base 483 to 2294 and encodes 603 amino acids.
CGUCACCCACAGAUUGCAUCAACGACAGUCGACAGCAGCAGCAGCAAGUGCAGAAAGAAAAAAAGCGAAUCCCAAAGAGGUUGGCAAUCACAACAUUACCAAUUAUUUUCACUUCCCUCUGUUAUCGUUGCAUGUGAAUCCUCAGCCGCUUCCUGACGAAGCCAAAUCAUCCGAUUAUCUACGAAAGGGGUGAGCAAACGAAGAGGAAGAUAACAUAUGUGUACAGUGUUUCAAAUUCGGUGGUGUUCGCUGCUGCUUUCCGAUCCAAAAUAUCGAUUUUCGCAGCGAUCUAACUCGGUUGGAAGAUGUAGCUGCAUGGAAUAAUCAGGCGUACAAAGAGAAACACAUUUUCGUUCCAGCAGACAACGGGAUUUUUUCGAGCGGAUAGUGCUAAAUGGAAAGAAACCCGACCGGAGUGUUGCGGCGAGUGAUUUUUGGGUGAACGCAAAACGUAGGCAGACAAAGCAAACUGCAGGAAGAGGAUGUUUACUCGACUGAGAAAUCGUGUGCUGACCGUAGUAGGCCCGGACAUUCCAGCACUUCCGUCAAGCGGUGGGGGAAGCAGCGGGGGAACUCAUCAUGGCAGCCGUGACGGAUACGAUCACGGCGGAAAAGGAAAUCUACCAGAAAAAUUUCGUUACGCUCGACCACAGUUCUUGCAACUGUUAACGUACGACGAGUUAAAGGCGAGUGCCGACCACAACGUUCGACCGAUCAUCGUACCCCGGGACCUUUCACUGUUACCCUGGAAUACGGGCUAUGCCGAGUGCGUCAAUUCGGGCAAAUCAGAGUGGAACGAGGACCAAGCUGCCUUCCACCGGCAGGUCCUAUCGCACCCAUCCAAACAGUAUCACGACCUGCCGUACACGUACUUUGGCAUCUACGAUGGGCAUGCCGGGUACGGAGCAGCUUUGGCAGCUUCCAAUCAAUUCCAUCAUAUUUUGCACGAGAAACUUGUGGAUAUCAUCGAUCUUCUAAUGCCUCGGGUCGAAGGAAAUGAUUCAACAGCUACCGGAGCAGGAGUUGGACUCAAUGCAAUCUUGCCUCACCCCAUACUGUUCCACAAACAAGUCUCCAAAGAUGAACUAAUCGUGGGCGCUUUGGAGGCAGCAUUCGCUGAUAUGGAUGCUGUCCUGGCAGAAGACCGUGACAAGUAUCGGAACGCCGGAGGCUGUACGGCACUCGUUGCAUUGUUUAUCCUCGGGAAACUGUUCGUCGCAAAUGCUGGUGAUUCGCGGGGUAUUCUUUGUAAGCGAGUUAGUCAAAAGAAGCUGCCCAAUCUUCGACCUCCAAGCAUUCACGAGGACAGCAUAAAUGGUGAUGUAAACACGGAAGAAGAAGAAGACGACGGGUACGUCGUGUACGCUGAACCCUGCUCAUUUGAUCAUACUCCGGAGACCGAAAGGUUAAGGCUACUGUCGGUCGGAAAACUCAACCCCAAUCUGAUGGGAGGCGAAUACGUGGCUAUGGAAUAUGCAAAAAAGCCGAUGACUAAAGAUCUUGGCACUCGCAUCCUCUACCGACAGGGAACUAUGAAAGGCUGGACCUACAAAACGUUGACACGGAGUGACCUGAAGAUGCCGAUCGUCACGGGUGAAGGAAAGCGAAGUCGCCUCCUGGGGACAAUUGGUGUUACUCGAGGCUUCGGAGAUCAUGAUUUGAAAGCGCUUGGAAGUGGUCUACCGAUUAAACCAUUCCUCAGCUGUCACCCGGAUGUGGUUUGCAUUGACCUUAGCUCGAUAGAAACUGAUCCCGAGGCCGACAACUGCGACGGUGACUAUGGUGUGCUGGUAAUGGCUACCGAUGGUCUGUGGGACGUUACAUACUCCCAAAAGGUCGCAAACACUGUCUUUACCACGUUGAAAAAAUUCCCGACGGAGCGACACCGGUACACAAUGGCCGCCCAAGAGUUGGUAGCAAAGUCCCGGGGUCGCGCAAACAUUAAUGGACACUGGCGACUAUCGGAUUCCCGUGCGGCGGCUACCGUGGACGACAUAUCGGUCAUUGUGAUCCCAGUUUACCAGUACUAUCUCGAGUAUCUCGAAUGGAAAAGCUUGCUGCAGCGACCGAAACCGACGGCAGGGAUUGUUACUGCCGCUGGGGUCCGAGCGGCAGCAACUACGGGAGAAGCUGUGGCUUCCAAAUCCGAUCCACUGGAGGAUGUAAACGGCGUGCUCAGGGAGGCGGAAAUCGAUGACAACCUAUUUGCUCCCGCGUCAUCAGAGCUGUUACCGUCCGAAGCGACAGAUGUCGUCCCAAGUGAUGUCAGCUUGCCAGUGGCUGCUACCGAUUAGGAGUUGAAUUACUAUUAUUUUUUACUUAAUUACGUUCCCAGAAUGUAUGCUUUUGGCGAUUUCAGACGUGAUUUUAAUUUUAUUCCAUCAUAGAAACGAAACAAACGUAAUAUAGUUAUUAGUAUCUUAUAGAGUCAGAAACAAAGCCGAGAUAAUUUAUGGAAGGAUCAAGAAAAUAGCACUAAUAUAGUAAAUCUAAUCUUUGAACACUUGGAAAUACCGCAACAGACAACCAGUAAGCUAAUGUUCGCUCAUAAAACCAAUAAAAAUAGCAAAAUAAAAAGUUAUUUAAAGUCCUUA